Sceloporus undulatus (fence lizard) is the source of this 814-nucleotide messenger RNA. RefSeq lists its product as uncharacterized. Gene Ontology annotation, biological process: phagocytosis, engulfment; defense response to bacterium; positive regulation of B cell activation. NCBI's taxonomy places the organism in Eukaryota, Metazoa, Chordata, Lepidosauria, Squamata, Phrynosomatidae. The transcript is spliced from 4 exons. Gene Ontology annotation, cellular component: immunoglobulin complex, circulating; blood microparticle; external side of plasma membrane. The record is from RefSeq and is a predicted model, not a curated record. Gene Ontology annotation, molecular function: antigen binding; immunoglobulin receptor binding. Bases 53 to 814 code for a protein of 253 amino acids.
UAUUUGUCCAGUUCAGGAAUUAAUUCCAGAAACCCUCUAAACAGUCAGAGACAUGAUCCUUUGGCUGAAUCUCUGCCUUUUCUUUCUAGUCCUCCCAGGUGGCCAUGCAGAGGAUCUGCUGGUGGAGACCGGGGGCAGAGUUGUUGAACCUGGAGGCACCCUCCGCCUUACUUGCAAAGCUUCAGGAUUUGCCUUUACUGAUUAUAGCAUGAACUGGAUUCGGCAGCCACCAGGGAAAGGACUUGAGUGGGUGGCUGAAGUAAGCAAGCCCAGUGGAAGUAGCCAGUGGUAUAACCCCAAGGUCCAGGGCAGAUUCACCAUCUCCAGGGACAAUGCUCAAACUUCAGUCCAUCUGCAGAUGACAAGCCUGAAGCCAGAAGACUCUGGCCUCUAUUACUGUGCAAGAAGCACAGUGACGGCUUCUGUUUUGCAGCUUGUACAAAAAAGCUCUAAUUUCCCUCCAGAGCAGAAACCGUUAUGUGUCUUCUCUCAAGUGGUGCUGACUCAGUCAGACUCAGUACUGAAAAAACCCGGGGAAUCCCAUAAACUGAUCUGUGGCACAAGUGGGUUGACACUUAGUAGCACCUGGAUGAACUGGAUCAGACAGAAACCAGGCAAAAGACUAGAGUGGCUUGUGCACUAUUAUGGCACUGCUUCUGGGCACAGCUAUUAUUCUUCUGCAAUCCAAGGACGAUUCAUAGCCUCUAAGGACAGCACCAACUUCUACCUGCAGAUGAAUAAUGUAAUAGAAGAUGAUACAGCUGUUUAUUACUGUGCAAGAUACACAGGUAUCAGAAAAGAUGUUCUUACGUGA